AGGCGGCCAUCAAGAAGGCUUAUCGGACCAAGUCCUUAGAAUAUCAUCCGGACAAAUGCUCCGAUGACAAGGCAGAAGGAUCCUUUCUUUACAUGGUUUUGAAGAAGAAGAAGAAGAAGAAGGAGGACGAGUGUCAGACCAAGUUCAUCGAAGUCUCCACGGCCUACGAGGUCCUCUCCGACGCCGAGAAGCGCAAGGUCUAUGACCAGCACGGAGAGGAAGGCCUGAAGGAAGGGCACCAGUCCAACGAGCAGGCCAAGGCCAUGUUCCGGCAGUUCUUUGGGCGGGAGCCCGACGGCAACGUUCGCAUCAUCCGCCGCGGGGGUCAGAUGAUGUUCACUGAAGAAGGAGAGCCUGGACCAAAGGAAGAUAUCUAUGGAGACACCAAUGUCACGGAGCUGAACAAGGACUUGUACAAUUCUCAGAUCAAUGAUCGCAUUGAACCCUGGAUCGUGCAGUUCUACAAGCCCAACAAUGACGCCUCACGGGAGGUGAGAGAGGAGUACGUGAAGUUUGCGGACACCUUCAAGGACUUCCUGAACGUGGCGUCGGUGAAUUGCCGGCAGCAGCGGGAGGUGUGUUCGCAAGCCUCCAUCAAUGAUUUUCCUGCUGUUCGAUGGUUCGGAGAAGACAAGGGAACUCCGCCCGAGAUCUUCGAUGAGGGGGCGCUAACGGCCAAGAACCUGGGCAAGUGGGCCAACACCAUGAUGCCAGACUACACGCAGCUCCUGCAGGAGAAGCACGAGCUUCGAAAAUGGCUGGACAACGUGAAAGGGCCCCACAUCAUCCUCUUCACAGAUAAGAGUGCAUCGCCACCCAUGUGGAAGGCCCUGAGCCGAGAAUUCAAGAACCGCACGGCGCUGGCCACGGUGCCUCGCUGCGACAAGACGGGCGUCUUUAAGCCGCCCUUGCAACGCGAGUACGACGUGCGGAUACCGCAGGUGAUUCGGAUCGAUCCCCUCGAUGAAACGGGCAAGGUCACCGAAAAGUUCACGCUCACCUUGAAAAAGGAAUCCAUCAGCCUGUGGCUGCUGAAAGCCAUUGCUCUGGGCAAGAAGGCCGGGCCCCAGGCCACCUUCAAGGAGCUCUCGAAGGAACGCCUCGAGGCGGGCGACUGUGGACCUUCGGACAGCCAGUUCUGCUUUCUUUGGCUCAAGGCCGGUGCAGAUCCCGCCGUGGAGGAGGCCACUAGGCAGUUGGCGCAGAAGUACCGCACCGACCCCAUCAAGAUGAUGUGGGCCAACGUGGAGCUGAAUCCGUCGAUCUUGGAUGCCUUCUCUUUGCAUGACAGUGAUGCCACUGACUUCUUUGUGGCGUACCGAGCGAAGAGAUCUCGCUUCAAGGUGCACAGUGGGCCUUUGCGCUUCCACGAGUUGGACGCCUUCGUGGAUGGCGUGAUCAACGGUGGUCCACUGGAGCAGAAACUACAGGUUCCGAAACUGGAGCUUUGAGGCGUGGCGCACGAGCUUCGCACCACCGCUGGACGACAAAAAAGAGGGGUCAACAGUUGUGCAAUUUUGGA
Durusdinium trenchii is the source of this 1522-nucleotide messenger RNA. The record is from the annotation of a GenBank genome assembly. NCBI's taxonomy places the organism in Eukaryota, Dinophyceae, Suessiales, Symbiodiniaceae.